AUGUUGGUUGCUUCUAUUUCCAGAUCUGCUAUAGAUGGGUUAAAGACACAGCUUUCAAAGGAGUUUGAGAUGAAGGAUUUAGGUGAGGCUAAGCGCAUUUUGGGAAUGGAGAUCGGUAGAGACAAAGAGAAGGAAACGAAGCCAGUUAGUGUACCUUUGGGAGCACAUUUGAAGCUUUUAGCUGACAUUUCACCGAAGAUAGUUAAAGAUAGAGAGUUGAUAUUGAAGACUCCAUAUGUGAGCGUAGUUGGAAGUUUAAUGUACGUGAUGGGUGCUUUGAAAGAACCUAACAGGAAGCAUUAUGGAAAUAUAAGUGAGCAGAGUGCUAGUUUUAAAAACAGCAUGGGUGAAAGAAUAACAGAUAGAGAGAUGAUUGUAAAUGAAUUUAUCUCUUACUACAAGAACCUUAUGGGCACUGCUGUAUCAACUUCUAAUCCUAGCAUAAGGAUUAUUCAAAAUGACCCCUGCUUGAAUAAAAACCAAUGCAGAAGCCUAUCAGUACCAGUUUCAAAAGACAAAAUCAAGCAUGUUGUCUUCUCUAUGCCUGAUAACAAAUCUCCAGGUCCUGAUGGAUAUGGAGCUGCUUUUUUCAAAUCUGUUUGGUCUGUUGUUGGUGAGGAGGUUACACUUGCAAUAGAGAUUUUUUUCAAAACAUGGAAGCUGCUGGGAGCAAUAAAUUCAACAUCUAUCACCCUUAUCCCUAAGGCCUUUGAUACCAUUAGUUGGAAUUUCAUUGAGGAAAUGUUAAAAGGCUUGUGCUUCCCUAGUUUUCUGUCUAGUAGGAUCAUGACUUGUAUAUCUAGUCCAAAGUACUCCAUCUCCCUCAAUGACUCCAUUCAUGGCUACUUCAAAGGAGAAAGAGGAUUAAGAAGCCUUGACCUUCUGAAACAAGACAGAAGCUUCAAAUUUCAUCCAAAAUGUGGAAGGCUUAAUAUCACUCAUUUAAUCUUCGCUGAUGAUCUCUUGUUAUUUUGCAAAGGGGGUCUUAGUUCAAUUCAGAAACUCUACCAAUGUGUUACUAGUUUCAGUGAAGUGUCUGCGCUUAAAGCAAAUCCAAACAAAUGUGCCAUUUUUUAUGAAGGAGUGACUGAGCCUGUCAAGGACAAUAUCAAGGAGUUUCUGGGUUUUACUGAGGGGAGUAUGCCUAUCAGAUACUUGGGGAUCCCCUUAGUUUGCAAAAGGCUCACUUACUAG
Messenger RNA from Asparagus officinalis (garden asparagus), 1194 nucleotides. RefSeq lists its product as uncharacterized. NCBI's taxonomy places the organism in Eukaryota, Viridiplantae, Streptophyta, Magnoliopsida, Asparagales, Asparagaceae. The transcript is spliced from 6 exons. The record is from RefSeq and is a predicted model, not a curated record. Bases 1 to 1194 code for a protein of 397 amino acids.